Galendromus occidentalis (western predatory mite) is the source of this 2748-nucleotide messenger RNA. RefSeq names its product irregular chiasm C-roughest protein. The record is from RefSeq and is a predicted model, not a curated record. Lineage: Eukaryota; Metazoa; Arthropoda; Arachnida; Mesostigmata; Phytoseiidae. Gene Ontology annotation, cellular component: plasma membrane; cell-cell junction. Gene Ontology annotation, biological process: cell-cell adhesion. Gene Ontology annotation, molecular function: cell adhesion molecule binding.
AGAGCUCCAUCUUCGAAGGACAAAUUGAGAGGUUCCGCAAUCGCGAGAAAUCGGCAGGCAGGGAAAUUUCCACGCUGCUGGUUCCGGCUCGACAUCUUGCUUCCUGAGACUCUUUGCGAUGAUUCCUGAGUGACUUCCUGCAUCUUGCUGGGAGCUGCGAUACAUCUUACGAACAUCAGCAUGUCAAGCCACGCGACAGCGUAUCGCUUGAUGAUCUACCUCGCUCUGAUCACAGCAGCUUUUUCGCAACGCACACAAGAACCGGUCCGACGUCAGCAACAGUUCGCAAUACAUCCGACGGCCCGGACCGCGAUAGUCGGCGACACGGUCGUUUUACCAUGCCGAGUAACCGACAAGGUGGGAGUUCUCCAGUGGACGAAGGACGGUUUCGGUUUGGGGACCAACCGUAACCUGAGCGGCUUCCCGAGAUAUCAGAUGAUAGGAACGGACGACGAAGGAGAUUAUUCGCUACAAAUCAGCUCAGUGGCCCUUGAGGACGACGCGGAGUUCCAAUGCCAGGUUGGAGCCGUUGAGGGCAUAAAGGGCAUUCGCUCACACAAAGCUCAGUUUACCGUUUAUGCUCCUCCAAAUCCGCCCAAAAUCCUCCAAGGAGCUAACAUCUCUCUGCGCGCCGGCGAGACCGUCAGUUUAAAAUGCGAGUCUUUAGGAGGGAAACCAGCCGCUGACAUGUACUGGAUUGAUGGAGACGGAAACACCGUAACGUCAGGAGUGACCUCGAAGAGAUCUCCUGCGAAGGACAACAAAAGAGAGAAUUCUGAGCUGACGUGGUCCUUUGUGGCCCGCAAAGAGUUGGACCAGCGAAGGCUCACCUGCAAGGCGGAGAAUCGUGCUCUCAAACAACCGCUUCUCAGCUCGAUCCUUGUUCAGGUUCAAUAUGCUCCCGAGAUCACGCUGACGCCGAGCAGAAAAGAGAUCCAUGAGUUCGACACGGUCCGAUUCGAGUGUAAAGUUUCCGCGAAUCCCCCACCCGCCGCCGUGAAUUGGUACCGGAACGACGAGCCCAUGAAGGUCGACGAAACUCAAAAUUACGUCGAAUUGAGCAAACUCACUCGCAAAGACAACGGUGAUGUGAUAUCAUGCGAAGCCCACAAUUCGGUCGGACUGAGCCGGGCCAACGUCACUGUAAACGUCAUUUACAAGCCCCAGUUCAAAGCAAACGAUAAGCCUGUCAUGGCUCAAAUCGGCACCGAAGUGGCGAUCAGCUGCGAUGUUGAUAGCAAUCCGAAGCCGGAAAUCAUGUGGACGCGCGGAGGAUCCUCAACGGUGCUUGGAAGACAGCAAGUGUAUGUCAUAAGGGAAAUGACGUCCGCGGAUGUGGGAGUCUACACCUGUCGAGCUUCGGUUCAAGGAUUCCCUGAUAUCACCCACGACUACCAUGUCUACAUCAAGGGAGCGCCGAAGGUCGAAUCACCCGCCCUGCAAUACGCCACUGAAGGAGCCGAGGCGAGGGUCCAUUGUCUCAUUCAGGCCGUUCCUCCGGCGACGAAGGUGCAAUGGUUUAAGGACGGCAUGCUCAUCGACACCGAGAAAAUUCGGGGUUACAGCAUAUCGCGGGAGAGCCUUCCGAGCGGUGAAAACAACGUGCUCGUCAUCGAAAGGGCCUCGGCGAGCGAUUUCGGCGAAUAUAACUGCUCGGUGUCGAACGUGUACGGCGAGCACUCGCUCGUCAUAACGUUGCUCCGUGACAGCAUAGCAACGACAAUGUUAAUGUUCGGGGCGGCGAUCGUUGCGGUUUUCGUCGUUCUAUUCGCGGUGCUCAUGACGGUGUGCCUCAAGAAGAGGUCCCCGCCCGAAGACUUCAAAGAGACCAUGCCGAAUAAACCGCUAUCGAACGGCGGCGCGUUGAUGUCCGACAAGGAUAAUAGCUCGUCUGGAGGUGAAUCCGAUAUCAAGGUUGAAAUUAGGACGGCGUCGUCACUCUCGAACACCGAGAACAUCUCACCGCAGCACACCGCCAUGGACAACUCGUGGGACAGCGGUCCCCCAGACACCACGACACUCCCACCGUACAAACGGCUCAACGACUACGCUCCGGCUCCCUAUCAAAGCAUUCCGGUCAAACCCGAGUGCCAACAGCAUAACCAUACGCAGUCGUCGCCGCCCCCGCAUCUGCCGAGCGGGCCGCAUAUCCAGCUGGCUCAACAACAACAGCCUCCGCUGAACACUUACGGAUUAAAACCUCCUCCUCCCCCUCCUGUGGCCGAUUACAUGAGCACGAAUAGCGAUUACGGUGCCAUGGUCCCGUUGCAAUCGUUACCGCCUCUGUCGCCGGUGCAUAAUGGCAUGUCUCCUGUGCAUCACCAUCAUCCGGGGGGAAUAGGUGUCGUCGGAGGGGGAGGACAGUUGCAACUUCACCACAUGCCGGUGAUGACCAACAACUCGUUAUACGCGACGGGCGGUUUGAGCGCCGCGCUGAUGCUGCCUCAAUAUGCACCCGAUCCCAACCAUGCUGGGGCUUCCUGAAAUAAUUACAGGUCUUUGUCGCUGAGCGAGUGCGGAAGUCUGCCGCGACCGUGCAGUCAAAUGCGUAUGGCUACAGCACAUCCGCAGAAUCAGCCCGCAACUGCGUACAUUUCGUCCACGUUGCCGUAUCGCAAGCCCUUGCAACAGGAGCAACAGGCGAACCCGCCGCUGAGUCCUGUUGCGCAGAGGAGAUAUAUCACGGCGAGCCCUGCCGGACGAAAUGUCUCUCAAUUCAAGUCUGCUCAAUUGGCAACCCAUGUUUGA